AGGGACUGGAGGGUGGAAGCAAAGCAGGGCUGUGUGGGCUUAUUCCACUGACUAACUAUCUCCCUGGCCCUUCUUCUGGGGAGAAUAGAUUGGAGAAAUAACAUUUCAGUUGGCUCUUGAAUGGUCGGUAGAAUCUGGAUCCAGGGAGACAUCUUUCACGUUGGGGAGCCAAGAGGAGCAGAAACUUAGCUCACAGAGAGAAAUAAGCAAAGGGUAUUUCGUGGGCUGAGGGGCUGUAGGGAGUCACCAUGUCAUUAGAGUUAUGCUAUUAAAAAUAACGCCAUUUAGACUCCUAAAGGGUCAUGAAUGGGAAUCUGGACUUGGUAUGGCAGAAGGAAGGAAACAAUGAAGUUCUUGAACUUUCUUGGAAGGAUGAUACAAUAAAAGUCGUCUUAGGAGGAGACCUCUGGAAACAUGUCAGAUGGAGUGCCUUGCGCCCGGUGUAGGUGAUUAAUAAAUGCUUAAUGAAUGAGUGGCUUAUGGAGAAAUAUCGUUGUUCUAGGUUUACACCUCCCUUGGCUUUGAGAAUGGAACAUCCCUUGGGAGGCCAGUUUCUGAUCUUGGAGUUCUUCCUCCUCCUGUCACCUCCUCUUGGCUCCCCUCCCAGCAUCACCCGAGUGACUGUGAUCUUGCUGAAGUCAUCCUGCAACGUGGCCUGCUUGGGGACCGAAGGAGGCGGCGUCUACUUCCUGAAUCCCACCAGCCUUACCUUGCUCGAUGACCAGACCCUCUACCAGGAUGAGGUCCUACAGAGUGUACCAGAUGAUUACAGGUGUGGGAAAGCCCUCGGGCCAGUGGAAUCCCUUCAGGAACAUCCUCAGGACCCCUCCAAGAUUCUCAUUGGCUACAGCCGGGGCCUGGUUGUUAUCUGGGACCAGAGCACAAGGCACAUUGACCAUCUUUUCUUGGGGAAUCAGCAGCUGGAGAGCCUUGCCUGGGAGCGCUGCGGCAGCAUUCUUGUGAGCUCCCACAGCGAUGGCAGCUACAUGAUCUGGUCAGUGAGUGACGACAGCGCCUGUACCCUCCAGCCCACCACCUCCACCAUCCCCUACGGUCCCUUCCCCUGCAAAGCCAUCAACAAAAUCCUUUGGCGCACCUGUGAGUCUGGGAACCACUUUAUCAUCUUCAGCGGGGGGAUGCCUCGGGCUAGCUACGGGGACAGACACUGCGUGACGGUGCUCCAGGGCCAGACGCUGGUCACUUUAGACUUCACUUCCCGGGUGAUCGACUUCUUUACCGUGUACAACACCGAGCCCAAGGAUGAGUAUGACAACCCCAGUGCCCUGGUAGUGCUGGUCGAGGAGGAGCUGGUGGUGAUCGACCUGCAGACUCCGGGCUGGCCCACGGUGCCGGCCCCGUACCUGGCCCCACUCCACUCCUCAGCCAUCACCUGCUCCUACCAUAUCUCCAACGUCCCACUCAAGCUCUGGGAGAGGAUCUUAAAUGUUGGCAAACGGCAGAGCCCCCAGCUCGCUUCUAUGAACUGGCCCAUCAACGGAGGGAAGAACUUAGCUCAAGAGCCUGCCCAGAGGGGACUCCUCCUGACAGGCCACGAGGAUGGAACCGUGCGGUUCUGGGACGCCUCAGGAGUGUCGCUGAGACCACUCUACAAGCUGGGGACGGCUAACAUCUUCCAGACGGACUGCGAGCACGCCGACAGUCUGAACCAGGCCGGCGAGGAGGAGUGGCCGCCCUUCCACAAGGUGGGGUGUUUUGACCCCUACAGCGAUGACCCACGGCUUGGUAUUCAGAAAAUAUCCCUGUGUAAAUACACAGCCAAGAUGGUGGUGGCCGGCACGGCUGGACAGGUGCUUGUCAUGGAGCUGAGUGACGAGAAGUCCGAGCACCAGGUCAGCGUGGCCACCAUGGACCUGUUACAGGACCGAGAGGGCUUCACCUGGAAGGGUCAUGACCAGCUGAGCCCCAAGAAUGGCUCCCUGGCCUUUCCCCCCGGCUUCCAGCCCACCGUGUUGGUGCAGUGCCUGCCCCCAGCUGCCGUGACAGCGGUCACCCUGCACUCGGAGUGGAACCUUGUUGCCUUUGGGACCAGCCAUGGUUUUGGACUCUUUGACUAUCACCGUCGGAAUCCAGUGCUGGCCAGGUGCACUCUUCAUCCCAAUGACUCCCUAGCCAUGGAAGGACCCCUAUCCAGGGUCAAAUCCCUGAAGAAGUCCCUGAGACAGUCCUUCCGGCGGAUUCGCAAGAGCCGAGUUUCUGGCAAGAAGCGGACCAACCCAAAUAGCCCCAACAGCAAGGUGCAGGAAGCCAAUGCUCAGCUGGCCGAGCAGGCCUGUCCUCAUGACGUAGAGAUGACCCCUGUACAGCGGCGGAUCGAGCCCCGAUCGGCGGAUGACUCGCUCUCCGGCGUGGUGCGCUGUCUCUACUUUGCUGACACUUUCCUCCGGGACGCUACUCACCAUGGCCCGACCAUGUGGGCAGGCACCAACUCAGGAUCAGUGUUUGCUUAUGCGCUGGAAGUGCCGUCGCAGGAGAAAUUCUCUGAACGGGCAGUGGAGGCAGUUCUGGGCAAGGAGGUGCAGCUGAUGCACCGGGCCCCAGUGGUCUCCAUCGCUGUGCUCGAUGGAAGGGGCAGUCCCCUGCCGGAACCCUAUGAAGUGUCCCAAGACCUGGCCAAGGCCCCCGACAUGCAGGGAAGUCACUCCGUGCUUAUCUCUUCUGAGGAGCAAUUCAAGGUGUUUACAUUGCCCAAGGUCAGCGCCAAGACCAAGUUCAAGCUCACAGCCCACGAGGGCUGCCGGGUUCGGAAGGUGGCUCUGGUCACCUUCACCAGCGUGGCCUUUGAGGACUACACAGAGAACUGCCUGGCCUGCCUCACCAACCUGGGCGACAUCCAUGUUUUCGCUGUGCCGUCCCUCCGGCCUCAGGUGCACUAUGACUGCAUUCGCAAGGAGGACAUCAGUGGCAUCGCGUCCUGUGUCUUCACAAAAUACGGGCAGGGGUUCUACUUGAUCUCCCCAUCGGAGUUUGAGCGUUUUUCCCUGAGUGCCAGGAACAUCACAGAACCUUUGUGCUCCCUGGAUUUCAUCCGACCUCAUGAUACCAUCUGUGUCAGCAAUGAUUACAAAGGGUCGCCCAAGCUGAGCCAGGCCAAUGGAACUCAUGUUCUGCCAGUGUCUGAGGGGAACCACUCCUUCCUUGAUGGAGCUGGAACCCCAGAGCAUUCCCAGGCUGCCCUCUCCCCAGCAUCCACAGACUCACCCAACAGCACAGAAAACACGCUGGAUACCACAGCUGAUAUCACUGUGGAAGAAGUGAAGGAUUUUUUGAGCUCUUCAGAGGAAGCAGAGAAAAAUUUGAGAAAUAUAGCAGAAGAUGACGCCCGAUCUCCAGGAAUCCUGAUCAAAUAAGGAGAGACGCUGCUGCCUGCGGCUCAGGCUUGGACCCCGGUGAUGAGGAUUGCAACCCACGGCCCAGCCAGGAGCCCCACUGUCCGCACACACCUGCCCUGUGUCCCUUGGAUGCUGUCCCUGUAACAUAGUUUUGUACCUUCUAACUGUGGUGGGGCAGAAGCACAGCGCCCUGGAUCCCCGCAACCCCUGCCUGCCCUUUUGCUCCCCCCCAACAGCUCUAUGAAGACUCUUCUCUUGGGGACCGGCAGAGGCGGGGAGCCCGUCGGAACCAAGGAAGGGCGCGCUCUGCAUGUCCCUCCCGCGGCCCUCACUGGCCCUCUCCCCCGUUCCUCUAGGAGUCAUGGACUGAAGGGAGAGACCCUCACUCCCUAACCCGUUACUCUCACACACACACACAGCCUCCCUCGGGAGCCAUGGCUACUGUUCUCUGCUUAGGCUACCUCAGCUUGCCCAGAAAGCCUGUCUGUGGCAGAGGGGCAGGGGUGAGCCCCAUGUACUCCCACCUUCCCGUGUGCUCCCCUUCCCCUGCAUCGGACUUGGUCCUCGGAGGAGCAUGGACUGAGGAGCCCCCAGCCCCACUGCUGCCUUCUUCCUGGAUCCCUGAUUCUGCCCUCAGGAGGCCCCCCUUUUCCACCUGCUAGACCCCCGUUCCUGAGGGAUUCCGGUGUCCCACAGGAGUCUAUCACACCUCGUACCUGCCAGAAGUGGAUCAGAGGGACAGGCCGCAGCCCCCAUCCCCCAGUCUGAAAUGUCAUUUUGUCUCCCCUCGGCCCUUCAUUUUUCACCUUGUCCAGAAGCACAAAUGCACCCAGUGGCCGCAGUGUCACCCCCCAACUCCUGAUCACGCCCCUUGAAGGGAGGAGUUCAGAACACCCGUGGGCCCUUCUUCCCUGACUUAUCCAAGGGGACGAUUGUCUCCUUGGGGAAACCCAGAGAACUGGGUUCAGAGAAAAGACUCCUGCCACCCCUCCCAGGACUUUCUGUGGCGUUUGCCCUGGAGCUGAGCAAAGGGAGUAAUUCCUGUUUACCAGGCCUGGGGGACUCGGGGGAGGGGGCUAGGAGGGAAGUAAGAGGAUCAGGUGUGUCACGUGUCAGGGCAGUCCCUUCCUUUGGAGGAGACUCCCAGAGGCUACUACUUAGUCCUGUGAUGGCCUGGGCUGUGGGAAGAGGGAGGAUGCCCUUUUCCCAGGCCAGCUUCUGGGCCAAACCUCAGGCAAAAAAGCCACUUUAGGAGGGGCAGGAGUGGGGAGGGGGGAGGGUUUGCGGCCCAGAGCCGGUCCCUGGUAGGUAGGAAUGCUGGAGUCUUCAAGGAUAGGCUUUCUUUUUUUUUAUACAGCCGAGCUUGCCUCACUGG
Molecule: messenger RNA, 4725 nt
Organism: Sarcophilus harrisii (Tasmanian devil)
Lineage: Eukaryota; Metazoa; Chordata; Mammalia; Dasyuromorphia; Dasyuridae
Gene: LLGL1
Product: LLGL scribble cell polarity complex component 1
Exons: 20
Coding region: 465-3368 (967 amino acids)
Biological process (GO): cortical actin cytoskeleton organization; regulation of protein secretion; establishment of spindle orientation
Cellular component (GO): plasma membrane; cytoplasm; cortical actin cytoskeleton
Molecular function (GO): myosin II binding; GTPase activator activity
Source: RefSeq, a predicted model, not a curated record